GGUACCAUCUGAUAAUAGCCCCACUAUUACUAGGGGAAGAUGGCACAGACACUUAAGCUGGCAAACAGGUCCUCUAUGGUCUUCAGAAGCCUCACUGAGCUAUGGGCAGAGUCUCUCUUUAGAAAGCCAGAGAAAGUUAUUAAAAGACACAAAUCAUUGGCAGAUGUACCAGGACCCUCAUCUCUCAGCUUCUUGACAGAUCUGUUCUGCAGGCGAGGGUUAUCCAGGCUGCAUGAGCUGCAGCUGGAAGGCAAAGCCAAAUUUGGGCCAGUAUGGAAGGCAAGUUUUGGUCCUAUCCUGACAGUUCAUGUGGCAGAUCCUGCAUUAAUUGAACAAGUCUUACGGCAAGAAGGCAAACACCCAAUCCGAUCAGACUUGUCUUCAUGGAAAGACUACAGACUGUGCAGAGGACAUUCCUUUGGAUUACUCACAGCAGAAGGGGAGGAAUGGCAGCAGAUUCGGAGCAUGCUGGGAAAACACAUGCUGAAACCCAAGGAAGUGGAAUCUUACAGUGGUGUACUGAAUGAUGUGGUUGGUGAUCUCAUAAAGAAAUUAAACUAUCAACGGAACCAGAAUCCAAACCACAUUGUUAAAGACAUCUCCAGUGAGUUCUACAAGUUUGGAUUAGAAGGCAUAUCCUCGGUUUUGUUUGAGUCAAGGAUUGGAUGCUUGGAGACUGUUGUGCCCAAGGAAACAGAACAUUUUAUUCAGUCCAUCAACACCAUGUUUGUAAUGACUCUGCUCACCAUGGCGAUGCCCAAGUUUUUGCACAAAAUAUUUAAAAAGCCUUGGCAGAAAUUCUGUGAAUCCUGGGACUUCAUGUUUGCCUUUGCUAAGGGGCACAUUGACAAAAGAAUGGCUGAUGUAGCAGAGAAAGUGGCCCGAGGUGAGAAAGUGGAAGGAAAAUAUCUGACCUAUUAUCUGGCUCAGGAGAAAAUUUCUAUGAAAUCCAUUUACGGCAACGUUACAGAGCUCUUGUUGGCAGGAGUAGAUACGAUUUCAAGCACUCUCUCCUGGAGUCUCUAUGAACUUGCGCGACACCCAGAAGUACAGUCUGCGUUACAUGCUGAGAUACAGGGUGUGCUAGAAGGCCGUCUCAUCCCAACAGCAUCUGAAGUAGCCCAGAUGCCUUUAAUGAAAGCAGUUGUGAAAGAAGUCUUAAGACUGUAUCCUGUUAUCCCUGGUAAUGCACGUGUAAUAUCCGAUCGAGAUAUAGAAGUGGGGGAAUAUACUAUUCCAAAGAAGACUCUUAUUACACUCUGUCACUAUGCCACAUCAAGAGAUGAGAACAUCUUUUCAAAUGCCAAUGAAUUUCAACCAGAGCGCUGGUUAAAGAAGGAAGAGUCCCAUCACCCAUAUGCCUCUAUUCCGUUUGGGUUUGGCAAAAGGAGCUGUAUUGGAAGACGUAUAGCUGAACUGGAAGUUUACUUGGCCUUGGCAAGGAUCCUUUCUCAUUUUGAGUUGAGGUUGGAACAUCCAGGCAGCUGUGUGAAACCAAUGACCAGGACUCUGCUAGUACCAGAAAAGGAGAUCAACCUACAGUUUCUAGAACGAUAACGUGUAAAUAAUAAUUUGACAAAAUGUGAAACAUCAGCUAUCCUCAUGUGCCAUGCAGAUGAGAAUAACAAUUUGGGACUGUAUUCUACAUGUUAUGCAACUGGGAAGAAAUCUUGAUCACACAGAAACUAAGCUGAUAGUCUUCUAUCUCUAAAAACUUUCCCAGUCUGUGAAUAUUCCAUUUUUAUCUGGGAAAAAUGAUCAAAAUUAGAUCGUAACUGGCAAUUAAUCGCAACACUAGUACAAGGUUUAUGAAGAAAAAUCACAAUGCCACAAAUAUCAGAAGGAAUAGAUUGGCAAAAUAUAAACAAUACCGAUAAAGUGUCAUGUUGCCGGAAGUGGAAGGAUAAAUGGAUAUAUUAAAUUAUAUCAACAAAACAAUGAAACUGGAUAUUAUAUAUGCUAGUGGUGAUGCCACAUCAUAUUGUGAUUUUUAUUUAACUUAUAAAAAAAAAAAGACCUGGAAUUUUGAAACAUUUUUUUACCGUUCGAUUUUAAGAGAGAGGGUUUUUUUCUUCAUAUUUUCCAAAUCUGAAGAAUUCAGCUCUUAUUUUCAAAUGAACACAAAAAAAUGCGAUAAACAAAUUAACCUUGAAAUUAGAUUAAUUGUUUGCCUCUAUGCAUAUUUAAAAAUACCAGCAAAAAAUGUAAUUGGGACUGUAGAUGUUCUUAAACUGUUUUUUUAAUUGAUGAUUUUUUUACAUAUUUAUGUCAUAUUUAUUUGAAUGUACAGAAUUGUUCAGUUGUAAAAAUCCUUUAUUUAGAUGGCAGUAUAUUACAUGUGUUUUAUAUAAUUUUUAUAUUCCACCAUUUUGUAAAAUAGAUGUUUAUAUAUAUUGUAAAAUAUUUUAUUAUAUUUAAAUAUAUUUAUUAUAUAUUAUUUCAAUAAAUAUAUUAUUUUAUAAA
This is a messenger RNA of Bombina bombina (fire-bellied toad), 2463 nucleotides long. RefSeq names its product 25-hydroxyvitamin D-1 alpha hydroxylase, mitochondrial. Lineage: Eukaryota; Metazoa; Chordata; Amphibia; Anura; Bombinatoridae. The coding region runs from base 40 to 1557 and encodes 505 amino acids. Gene Ontology annotation, cellular component: mitochondrial inner membrane. Gene Ontology annotation, molecular function: iron ion binding; heme binding; monooxygenase activity. Gene Ontology annotation, biological process: cellular response to peptide hormone stimulus; glucocorticoid biosynthetic process; C21-steroid hormone biosynthetic process. The record is from RefSeq and is a predicted model, not a curated record. The transcript has 9 exons.